AUGCGUCUCUCGCAGCUCGCCCCCUACGCAGCACUGCUCGCCGCAGCAGGCUUUGCUUCCGCUGCGGAUGAUUCGGACAUCAUCAGCCUUACGCCCUCCAAUUUCAUCUCCGUCGUCAACAAGGAGCCUCUGAUCCUUGUUGAGUUUUUCGCGCCAUGGUGCGGGCACUGCAAGGCGUUGGCACCCCAUUACGAGGAGGCCGCAACUGCCCUCAAGGAGAAAGACAUCAAACUUGCCAAGGUGGACUGUGUCGACCAGGCUGACCUCUGCCAGCAACACGACGUCAAGGGGUAUCCCACCCUGAAGGUUUUCAAAUAUGGUGAACCUUCUGAUUACACUGGUCCUCGUAAGGCAGACGGCAUCAUCAGUUACCUGAUCAAACAAUCCCUUCCUGCUGUUGCAGAAGUGAAGGCUAACAACCACACCGAAUUCCAAAGCGCUGACCGACUCGUCCUCAUCGCCUAUCUUUCUUCCCAAACUCAAGCUCCCGGUCCCGAAUUCACCGCAGCCGCAGAAAAGCACCGCGACGACUACCUCUUCGGUUUUACGACUGAUGAGGAGGCCAUCAAGGAAGCAGGUGUAACCCCUCCGGCAAUCGUCCUAUACAGGAAAUUCGAUGAACCCCGUAUCGACUUUACUCAACACGUCCCCUCGGCUACAGUCAAGGAAAUCGAAGCUUUCGCUCUCGAAAAUGCCAUUCCUUACGUUGAUGAGGUAAACGGUGACAACUAUCAGACCUACAUGAACAGCGGACUUCCUCUCGGAUAUCUCUUCAUCGACCCGACUGAGGAGAAGAAAGAUGAACACCUCGCCAAUCUUCGUCCAGUCGCCGCAAAAUACAAGGGCAAAGUCAACUUCGUCUGGAUCGACGCGAUCAAGUUCGGUGAUCACGCCAAAGCCCUUAACCUACCUGACAUCAAAUGGCCAGCGUUCGUCGUCCAGGACCUCCAUAAGCAACUCAAGUACCCGAUCAGCCAGGCCCAUGAGCUCACUGCCGAUAAGAUCGACGAUUGGAUUUCGAAGUAUCUUGACGGUCAACUCCAGCCUGAGUUGAAGAGCGAGGCGAUCCCAGCAGAACAGACCGAGGCUGUGUAUACGAUUGUGGGCAAGACGUUUGAUGAGGUCGUACUUGAUGACUCGAAGGAUGUGUUCAUCGAGUUCUACGCACCGUGGUGUGGUCACUGCAAGCGUCUCAAGCCGACUUGGGACUCGCUUGGUGAACGUUACGCAAAUAUCAAGGACAAGCUCGUGAUCGCAAAGAUGGACGCAACAGAAAACGACCUCCCACCAUCCGUCGACUUCCGCAUCUCCGGGUUCCCAACACUGAAGUUCAAACCCGCAGGUUCCAAAGAAUUCCUCGAUUUCAACGGUGACCGCUCACUCGAGUCGCUCAUCGAGUUCGUCGAAGAGCAGGCGAAGAACAGCCUCGAGUACGUUCCUCCCGCAGAAGUUUCUGGUGCCUCAUCAACUGCUGCUUCGCACGAGGCGACGCCUGAACCGAAGGAAGGUCACGACGAGCUUUAG
Fomitiporia mediterranea MF3/22 is the source of this 1524-nucleotide messenger RNA. RefSeq names its product protein disulfide isomerase. The transcript has 5 exons. Gene Ontology annotation, molecular function: protein disulfide isomerase activity. NCBI's taxonomy places the organism in Eukaryota, Fungi, Basidiomycota, Agaricomycetes, Hymenochaetales, Hymenochaetaceae. The record is from RefSeq and is a predicted model, not a curated record. The coding region runs from base 1 to 1524 and encodes 507 amino acids. Gene Ontology annotation, biological process: response to endoplasmic reticulum stress; protein folding. Gene Ontology annotation, cellular component: endoplasmic reticulum.